This is a messenger RNA of Tupaia belangeri chinensis (Chinese tree shrew), 2859 nucleotides long. It is a transcript of the gene P4HA1, whose product is annotated as prolyl 4-hydroxylase subunit alpha 1. The record is from RefSeq and is a predicted model, not a curated record. Gene Ontology annotation, biological process: peptidyl-proline hydroxylation to 4-hydroxy-L-proline. NCBI's taxonomy places the organism in Eukaryota, Metazoa, Chordata, Mammalia, Scandentia, Tupaiidae. Gene Ontology annotation, molecular function: protein binding; iron ion binding; L-ascorbic acid binding. Gene Ontology annotation, cellular component: endoplasmic reticulum. The coding region runs from base 216 to 1820 and encodes 534 amino acids. The transcript is spliced from 15 exons.
CGAGGGCUGCAGUCGCCUCCUCCCUGGCGCUGCCGUCGCGGCCUAGAGGUUAUAAAAGGGCUAACUGGCUCCCUCUGCUGCCCAGUUGCGCCGCCAGCGGCUGAGGGCAAGGAGGAGGUAACUCGCCCAAGCGCAGGCGACACGGGGCUGAGGAGCGCACCGCUCUCUGGUCCCGCUUUCCAGGUGUGUGGACCUGUAAAAGUAAGUCUUCCAAGAUGAUCUGGUGUAUUUUAAUUGUAGGGAUUCUACUUCCCCAGAAUUUGGCCCAUCCCGGCUUUUUUACAUCAAUUGGUCAAAUGACUGAUUUGAUUCAUACUGAGAAAGAUCUGGUGACUUCUCUGAAAGACUAUAUUAAGGCAGAAGAGGACAAGUUAGAACAAAUUAAAAAAUGGGCAGAAAAGUUAGAUCGACUAACCAGCACAGCAACAAAAGAUCCAGAAGGAUUUGUUGGGCAUCCUGUAAAUGCAUUCAAGUUAAUGAAACGUUUGAAUACUGAGUGGAGUGAGUUGGAGAAUCUGGUCCUGAAGGAUAUGUCAGAUGGCUUUAUUUCUAACCUAACCAUUCAGAGACAGUACUUCCCUAAUGAUGAAGAUCAGGUUGGAGCAGCCAAGGCUCUGUUGCGUCUCCAGGACACCUACAAUUUGGAUACAGAUACCAUCUCAAAGGGGGAUCUUCCAGGAGUAAAACACAAAUCUUUUCUAACAGCUGAUGACUGCUUUGAGUUGGGCAAAGUGGCCUAUACAGAAGCAGAUUAUUACCAUACAGAACUCUGGAUGGAACAAGCACUAAGGCAACUGGAUGAAGGCGAGGUUUCUACCAUAGAUAAAGUCUCUGUUCUGGAUUAUUUGAGCUAUGCCGUGUACCAGCAGGGAGAUCUGGAUAAGGCACUUUUGCUCACAAAGAAGCUUCUUGAGCUAGAUCCUGAACAUCAGAGAGCUAAUGGCAACUUAAAAUAUUUUGAAUAUAUAAUGGCUAAAGAAAAAGAUACCAAUAAAUCUGCUUCAGAUGACCAAUCUGAUCAGAAAACCACACCGAAGAAAAAAGGGGUUGCUGUGGAUUACCUGCCAGAGAGACAGAAGUAUGAAAUGCUGUGCCGUGGGGAGGGUAUCAAAAUGACUCCUCGGAGACAAAAAAAACUCUUUUGCCGUUACCACGAUGGAAACCGGAAUCCUAAAUUUAUCCUGGCUCCAGCCAAACAGGAGGAUGAGUGGGAUAAACCUCGUAUUAUUCGCUUCCAUGAUAUUAUUUCUGAUGCAGAAAUUGAAAUUGUCAAAGAUCUAGCAAAACCCAGGCUGAGGCGAGCCACCAUUUCAAACCCAAUAACAGGAGACUUGGAGACGGUACAUUACAGAAUUAGCAAAAGUGCCUGGCUCUCUGGCUAUGAAAAUCCUGUGGUGUCUCGAAUAAAUAUGAGAAUACAAGAUCUAACAGGAUUAGAUGUUUCCACAGCAGAGGAAUUGCAGGUAGCAAAUUAUGGAGUUGGAGGACAGUAUGAACCCCAUUUUGAUUUUGCACGGAAAGAUGAGCCAGAUGCUUUCAAAGAGCUGGGAACAGGAAAUAGAAUUGCUACAUGGCUAUUUUAUAUGAGUGAUGUGUCUGCAGGAGGAGCCACUGUUUUUCCUGAAGUAGGAGCCAGUGUUUGGCCUAAAAAAGGAACUGCUGUUUUCUGGUAUAACCUAUUUGCCAGUGGAGAAGGAGAUUAUAGCACGCGGCACGCAGCCUGCCCAGUGUUAGUUGGAAACAAAUGGGUAUCCAAUAAAUGGCUCCAUGAACGUGGACAAGAAUUUCGAAGACCAUGCACAUUGUCGGAAUUAGAAUGACAACAGACUUCCCCUCCUCUCCUGUUGUUUGUACUCUAAUGUGUCUGAUACACACAUUUCCUAGUCUUAACUUUCAAGAGUUUACAAUUGACUAACACUCCAUGAUUGAUUCAGUCCUGAAUCUCAUCCUGUUUCAUCUGUGGACGAUCACCUACUUUGUGGGGUUUUUCCUCUCAAAAGUAACACUAAAUCACCACAUUGUAUAUAUAAAACCUUAAAGUUCAGUUGGUAUCACGGAAGAUAAAGCAGAGUUAAAAAUGAGGAAUUUUAAAUUUUAUGUUGUAUUUUAAAGAACUUUUUGGUUAGAUUUGAAAAUAUAAUUUAAACCUCUAAUUUCACUACAUCUCAUUUGGUGAGUGGUAGGAUAGGAUGGGCCAUGUGAUUAGAAAGCAGAUAACUUACAGUAUGUGUCUAGGUGUUAUUUUUACCCAGUCUUACUGAUUAUUUUCUGGAUCUACCUGAAGACUGGUAAUAACUAGGACUCUAACCUGGUUCCAUAUGAUGUCUACCCCUCCAUAAGCUAUUCUAAGUUGAUCUUCCCCCCCCCAAUUCCUUUCUAAAGAAGGUAUAUUAUACCAUGUUUCACCAGUCCCCCAGUACUCUCAUUGCUCCACUUUUGUGAAUUAAACAUGUUUGAGUUAAAAUAACUUUGUUUAAAAAUUUUAUUUAACAAUUUUUAUUUUUAAACAAAGUUCUGCAUAACAAUACUCUGCCUUAAUUAAAAUGCUCAUCAUCUAGUUUGUUUUUUUUCCUUUUCUUAAAUGACUGAUGAUUUUGGCCAGAAAUUUUGCCUUUUUUUUUUAGUACUAAUACCUUGCCUCUUAUUCCUGCUCCAGCAGGAGAGUGAUAUUGGUAUUCUGAUUAAGUAUUGUGCCUUAGGAGACUGGAAGUUUAAAAACUGUACAAGUCCUUUUCAAUAAUGAAGGAAUUGGUUUUUUAAAAAGUAAUCUUUUUUCUUAAAAAGCCAAAAUGUGUUUUUAAAAUUCUGAAAUGUGUUGUGACAAUGACCUAUUUAUGAUCUUAAAUCAUUUUUAAAAAA